AUGCUCCGAAGCACUUCCGACAUACUUCCCUUUCCGCGGCUCAAGCCGCAUCCGUCGGCCGUGGCACGGCCGUGGCCCUUGGUCCAUCCGAAGCACUUUGUCCGGAUCAUUCCCACAGCUGUGCAGGCUGUGCCGUUCAGCAUGAACAGAAGCGGUGCAGAAUCGACUUCGGACAGAGAUCCGACUCCGGACGCCGAACACUGGAACGAACCGAAGAUGUGCAAGUCGAAAAGGCACGCAGUGUUGAUCGCCAACACCGGCCACGGCCGAAAUGCUCUACGCCACGCGGUGCGCGACGCCGAGCUGGUGGGCCGAGCGCUGCUGCGCUGCGGCUUCUGCGCCACAAAGCAGGACCUGCACAUGGUCCUGAACCAGACGGGUGAUGAAAUCAAGAAGAAACUGGAGCAGGUGAUUCAAAGCUUGCCUGCAGAUGCUCAGCUCUUCGUUUGGUACUCUGGUCAUGGCUAUGCCAGGCUGGCUGGUGCCUCACAACCUGAGAGUCUCCGGGGCGACCAGGACAGGCAGCAGAACCUGCAAGGGACGUUCCUGGUCCCGGACAGCCAAAUUGACUUCCAAGAAGACGAGGAAGGACAUGUUGGACUGGUUGAAACCAUCCGGGGCCUGUGGUUGGAAGACACCUUGCUGGGCAUCAUCGCAAGCGAAGGAAAGGAACAGCUGAAGCUUUGGUGUGUUGUCGUCGCCUGUCGGCCACUGGACGAAGCUUUUAGGAGCGCAUGGACAAGGCAAGCGCAUCGGUACACCGUGAAGAUGGAGUCGAUCGAACAUGCCGAAGUGAAGUCGUUCACAAGGCAGCGGUGGAAUUUCUUGUACGCCUGCAAGCUCGGGGAAUUCAUGUUGGAUUGCUCCACUUUUGCCAAGUCCUUUUGCUACAACCUGGAAUGCAACCCGGGAUCUCUAGAUGCCUUGAAAAGGAACUUGGCGACUGACAUUGAGCUGAUGUCCUUUGGACAUUUGUGCUCUCCGCAGAUGAUUCACAUGAAAUUUGAGAACCCUCUUCAGAACACCAAGCUAGUACGGAAGCAGGCCAGGAGGAAAGUCCUCUACGACAGCGACUGGGUUGAGGCAAUCCAGCAGGUCAAACUGGUAGCAGACUGCUUGCACCAGCUUGCUGACAUUGAGAUGUUCGGCGAGAAAGAGGACGAGGGUGAGGAAGAGGAAGAGGAAGAGCAGAAGGAAUCAGAGAUGGAAGAGGAAAAGGAGUCGGCAAAGGAAGAGGAGGUGGAAGAGGAAGAGGAAGAGGAAGAGGAAGAUGAGGAAGAAGGAGAAGAAGGGGAAGUGCAGAAGGAACAGGAAGAGGCAGAGGAGGUGCAAGUGGAAACGGAAGAGGACUCCUAUGAUCAGUAUUUGUUUGUCCGAGGCAAAGCUGUGAAAAUCAUCAAUAAAUUCUACAAGUGUGCUGAUCACUUUAAAACCCUUGAAGAUCAAAUUGAGCUUCUAAGCUGCGAUUUCCUGGAUGAAGCCAUCGAAGCCUUGACAGACCAUCAAGCCCCAUCCGAAAGUACCGGAGGUUAUCCAUGCUGCUCAGCUGGUUGGGAACCGGAAGAUUGGACCAACGCUGAAGGUCUCAUUCACGCUCACAGAGGCAUGUUGAAUCUCCCAGACAAGGUGAUUCAUGUUAUUUGCAAGGAACAGCCCGGUAAGUUUGCUUCUGGAAUCAUCCUGGAGAUUCUGCAACGGCUGGGAUCCUACUUCACAGUCAAGAAGUAUGCCAAAUUGCCGGUUUGCCAGGAAGAGGAAGUCAAAAAGCAUAUGGACAAGCUGAAUAAAUACUUCUUUGUUAGCGAGGGAGUGUUGGGUGUGACUGAGCAUGAUGCCAAUGAAAUUGCGAAAGAGCUGAAGGAUCGCUGUGAGGAACUCUGCCUGACUACAGACGACUUGAAGGUGAUCCAGGAGAUGAUGAGAGUUUACGUUAGUGAGGGCAGCUUCUGGGUGAUCGUGGUGUCCUCUGCGAAGUUGAACCAGGAUCGAUUGAAGUCGAUCCUUGAGGACUUCGUCGACCAACGAAGGAGCACGUCUUUGGGUUGGGCAUGUGCUGAAGCCCCGUACCAAGUGCCACAUUUUGCGGCGCCCGGACUUCAAACCGCGGUGGAUCUGGUGGAAGGCCUACGUGCAGAAAUCCAGGUUCCCAACUUGGUGCCGUUGAGAGGGUCUUUCUUCAAAGGCCUCGCAAGGCAGCUGAUCCAGAGAAAUGGCGAGGAGGCUGCAGAAUGGCAAGUGCGUGUGGUCAACAACUACAGAGAUUUGGAAGACCAUGACUGGUUGAACCCUCACUGCAACGUUGAUCUGCAUUUUGUGCAAAGCCUCCACUGGCCGACAUUGCCCUGGGAGACGCCUGAGCUAUUGGAGAGAUUGAAGACCUUUGCAGGUCUCAGGCCUCAGAGCCAAGUUCUGCAUGUAGUUGCCUUCCUGAUUCAUGCCAUCCAGAAAGAUCUGGAGUGGUUGGGCAUGCUGCUGGGCAGUGAAUGCAGGUCCUGA
This is a messenger RNA of Durusdinium trenchii, 2496 nucleotides long. The record is from the annotation of a GenBank genome assembly. NCBI's taxonomy places the organism in Eukaryota, Dinophyceae, Suessiales, Symbiodiniaceae.